Mesitornis unicolor (brown roatelo) is the source of this 1878-nucleotide messenger RNA. RefSeq names its product fucosyltransferase 8 (alpha (1,6) fucosyltransferase) (gene FUT8). The transcript is spliced from 6 exons. The record is from RefSeq and is a predicted model, not a curated record. Gene Ontology annotation, biological process: protein N-linked glycosylation. Bases 4 to 1242 code for a protein of 412 amino acids. Gene Ontology annotation, molecular function: alpha-(1->6)-fucosyltransferase activity; protein binding. Lineage: Eukaryota; Metazoa; Chordata; Aves; Mesitornithiformes; Mesitornithidae.
AUAAUGACUGACUUGUACUACCUCAGUCAAACAGAUGGAGCAGGAGAUUGGCGAGAAAAAGAGGCCAAAGAUCUAACAGAAUUGGUACAAAGGAGAAUAACUUAUCUACAGAACCCGAAGGAUUGCAGCAAAGCUAAGAAACUUGUGUGUAAUAUCAACAAAGGCUGUGGCUAUGGUUGUCAACUUCAUCAUGUAGUCUACUGCUUCAUGAUCGCUUAUGGCACUCAGCGAACACUCAUUUUAGAGUCUCAGAAUUGGCGCUAUGCUACCGGUGGCUGGGAGACUGUAUUUAGGCCUGUAAGCGAGACAUGUACCGACAGAACUGGUACUAGUACUGGACACUGGUCAGGUGAGGCUAAUGAUAAGGAUGUUCAGGUGGUGGAACUUCCCAUUGUUGACAGCUUACACCCACGGCCUCCGUAUUUACCGCUGGCUAUCCCCGAAGACCUGGCUGAUAGGCUGAUUCGCGUACACGGGGAUCCUGCAGUGUGGUGGGUCUCGCAGUUUGUCAAAUACUUGAUUCGUCCACAGCCUUGGUUAGAAAAAGAAAUAGAGGAAGCUACAAGGAAACUUGGUUUCAAACAUCCAGUGAUCGGUGUUCACGUCCGAAGAACAGACAAAGUAGGAACAGAGGCAGCAUUUCAUCCUAUUGAAGAAUAUAUGGUACACGUUGAAGAGCGAUUUGAACUUCUUUCUCGCAGAAUGCAUGUUGACAAAAAAAGAGUCUAUUUGGCUACAGAUGACCCUUCGUUGUUGCAAGAGGCAAAAUCCAAGUAUCCAAAUUAUGAAUUUAUCAGUGAUAAUUCCAUAUCCUGGUCAGCAGGACUUCAUAACCGAUACACUGAGAACUCCCUAAGAGGUGUCAUUCUGGAUAUUCACUUUUUGUCUCAAGCAGACUUCUUGGUCUGUACAUUUUCAUCCCAGGUUUGUCGAGUUGCCUAUGAAAUUAUGCAGACAUUGCAUCCAGAUGCUUCAGCAUAUUUCCAUUCUUUGGAUGAUAUCUACUACUUUGGAGGACAGAAUGCCCACAACCAGAUUGCUAUUUAUGCUCAUCAUCCACGAACUGCUGAUGAAAUUCCUAUGGAACCUGGAGAUAUAAUUGGAGUAGCUGGAAACCACUGGGAUGGUUAUUCAAAAGGCAUCAAUAGGAAAUUAGGAAGAACAGGCCUCUACCCAUCCUAUAAAGUUAAGGAGAAAAUUGAGACAAUCAAGUAUCCUACAUACCCAGAGGCUGACAAGUAGAUUAAAAGGAAGACAUUCAGCAGUAAUUCUCAAUUUUGAUUGGCUCAAACCAGUCAACACAUUAACUAAUGGUUUAUAUGGGAUUUGAAUUUGCAUUUUAACAUGCAGUUAAAAUCAAAGCCUUUAGCAAUGAAACUGGAUAAGAAGCUGAGAACGAAUGGAUGGGCUAUUAUCUGAACUUACUCUGAAACAUUUUUUGUUAUUUGCGCGCUCACACAUGCACACACAAACCCACAUACAACAGGAAAGCUGUUGUUUUAUACUUUCUGUCUCUUUUCAGGAUUUGUCCCAGUCAUUAGUCUUAUGUGAGCUUUGGCUCUUUUCUCUGCCAUUAAUUGACAGUAAUGUUCAGACUUAAAACACUGCCACAUUGUGUAAUUUGAGUGACAUGAACAUAUUUUGUAUGUGCAAAAUUUAAAACAUGGUGCCUAUAUUUGAAAAAUUUGUGACCUUUUUAGAAGAGCCAUGCCUGUUUCACAAUGGGCAAGAGUCAAUCUUCAACUGGUGUUACCGUGACCACUGAACUUGCUUCAAACUACAGAUUCAGAUUUCAGACUAGAUUUCUUUACAAGUUUAUUUUUAGCAUUCCAUCGGUUACUUUUCAUCAUUAAUAAAAUAAAAGAUACAUCCAACAAA